GAAACGGGUUGAAAAAUGCGGUCGUCCAUUUCCUGUUCUUGUCUGCCGUGUGCACACACACACAGAAAAACUCCCUGGCUCGCAACAGCUUCUUAGUUACUGCGAGGCCGAGGUGUAGAGAGCGACAGAGAGAGGAGGGAAGGUCUCUGCCCUGCGCCACAGCACCAUCAUGACCCGGGGAUCCAGGAGCGCUAGGGAGGGCACCCACAGCUCCCUGCUGACCCUGGAGGAGAACGGGAAGAUGGAGGAACUCCUGGGAAGAAGGUGUACGGCUAUGGCCACCGCGGUGGUCCAGCUGUACAUGGCCCUGCCUCACAGCCCGUCGGUGUGGACCCUGCAGCACACGGGGGUGGUCCGCUUCGUGAAGGACACCCAGAGGUCCUACUUCAUACGCGUGUUCGACCUGAAGGCUGGAGUUCAGUUCUGGGAGCAGGAGCUCUACUCGCAGUUUGUUUACAGCUGUCCUCGGCCGUACUUCCACACAUUCCCAGCUGAUGAUUGCCAAGUGGGGCUCAGCUUUGCCAGUACGCAAGAAGCGGAAAUCUUCCAACGUGUCGUAGAGGACAAGAUUAACCAAAGAAAUAACCGUCGAGAAAAGACACAACAACCUCAGUCUUCCAAUGGCCGAAGUUUGCCUCCACCACCGACAAACAAAGGUUUUUCCAUGGCUACGGUAGACAUCCAAAACCAGGACGUUCAGUCCUCUCACUUCCGCUCCAUGGCCGGGCCGGUCGCCUCCUUCUCCACCAGCAAGAAAGGGAAGAAGGAGAAGAAAGGAAAAAACAAGGGCUCCAAACUCACCAAGCGCGACAUAGGAGCGCCUAGCGGCUUCACCCAUGUGAGCCACGUGGGCUGGGACCCCAACACCAUGGACCCGGACCUGGUGAAGCUGCUGGCCAGCGCGGGGAUCGGCGAGGCGGAGAUGAAGGACGAGGAGACCUCCGAGCUCAUCUUCAACAUCAUCCAGCAGUCGGGGGGCAUGGAGGCCGUGAAGAUGGAGGUCAACAGAGCCGGCCCCCCUCCCCCUCCCCAACAUGGCCGUCAGGGCCCUCUCCCGCCUCCGCCGGGCUCCUCCCCCUCCUCUUCUUUCCCGACCCGGCCGCCCACGCGCCGCUCUGGCCCCCUGCCCCCCGUCCCGGGCCAAUCCCCCCAGCGCGGGGGGGGCCCCCCACCGCCGCCCCCUCCUCACGGGGGUCCAGCGCCUCCUCACGGGGGUCCAGCGCCUCCUCACGGGGGUCCACCGCCUCCACCGCCGCCCACCAGCCGGGGCGGCGGUGGAGGCGGUCACCCACCACCGCCCCCUCCCCAGUUCAGGUCCCCCGCGUACCCCCCGCCCCCCUCCAAGCUCGACCCGCUCAUCUCGGUGGCCCACCUCCCCCGCCCCCACCACCGGCAGCAAAGCCUCUGCAGGACGACCAAGACUUCCACGCCCCCCCUCCGCCCUUCCCUGGGGGUCCAGCGGCCAGGCUAG
Messenger RNA from Gadus chalcogrammus (walleye pollock), 1471 nucleotides. Its product is annotated as actin nucleation-promoting factor WAS-like. The record is from RefSeq and is a predicted model, not a curated record. NCBI's taxonomy places the organism in Eukaryota, Metazoa, Chordata, Actinopteri, Gadiformes, Gadidae. Gene Ontology annotation, biological process: actin filament organization.